Molecule: messenger RNA, 2313 nt
Organism: Closterium sp. Naga37s-1
Lineage: Eukaryota; Viridiplantae; Streptophyta; Zygnematophyceae; Desmidiales; Closteriaceae
Source: the annotation of a GenBank genome assembly
AUGGCAGCCGCCGCGAGCAAUGGAAAUCGGUCAAUCCAUUGCUCCCUCUCCUCCUCCCCUCUUCCUCCCCCCUCUCCGUUCCACCCCCCUCCUUCCGCUUCCCACUCCAUUUCCUCCCUUCCCCUCCUUCUUCCCCCCUUCACUCCGCUUCCCCACCCGCCCGUCCCCCGUUGCCACCCUCCCAGAGCUUCCCCCGACAUGGCGGCAGCGCGCGCAGAGGCGCUGCUGCCGCGCGAGCGGAGCGAGUGUAACCUGCAGGGCGGGCACGAGCAGCACCUGCACCACCACCAUCACGGCUUCGGCGAUAAAACCAUCACGUUCUGGGGAUCUUGCGUUCUUAACUUCAAUAAUAUCACGGGGCCAGCGGUCGUGGUUCUCCCGUUGCUAUACGCACAAGCGGGAUGGUUUUUACCAACCGCCGGGCUCACGCUCAUGUGGCUGUUUUCUUCGUUCGCGGCGACGAUGAUGUGCGAGGCGCAGCAGCGAAUUCCCGGUAACAAGGGUUUCGCGAGGCGGUUUGAGUACUGCACGCUCGUGCGGCAUUAUUUCGGCGACCGGUGGUACGCGCUCGCGCAGAUUGGGUUCAACGCGGGGCUGCUCGCGUCGAAUAUCGCGUCCAUGAUUGUUACAUCGCAGGUCCUAGACUCGGUGGUAUACCGACUAGCCGGCACGUCGUUUGGCAUGGACUACAGCCAGUGGCCGCCCGCUUUUAUCGAAUCCCUUGCAACAGGAGGGGCGGGAGGGAAUGUGUGCGCUUGGGGGACAACCAGCAGUGGUGACUGCAACCGAUCCGUGAUCUCCCUGGGCUUCGUCCUUGCAAUGGCGGUCUGCAUCCCAUUCGCCCGCCUCAACCUCGACGACAACAUGGGCUUCCAGUGGCUCUCAAUGCUCGCUCAGCUGCUCUUCUCCUUUGAGUUUGCCGCCCAGUUCCUCUCCAACCUCCUCCCCGGGUCCCCCAACUACUGCGCUGGCAACGGCCCCGGGAGAACACCCUUUCUCGGACUCGAUAUAAGCCAGGUCCUAGGAGUGUGUGUCUUUGCAUACUCGUACGUCAGCACCAUCCCCUCGUGGGCCAAUGAGAAGAAGCCAGGUGUCAACGUCAACCGAGCCAUCUGGCUGCCUGCUUCUGUCGGUUGCGCCCUCAACAUCCUACUAGGGCUGCUAGGAGCGUGGGCGUACAAGCUAGUGGACGACGCAGGCCACCCGUUCAAGGGCACGGACAACAUGCUGAACAUGCUGGACGGCCAGGCCGAUGCCGCCACCGCAUGCGGCCAUCCCCAUGUGGCCCCAGCUACUGAAUUUUCAGUGUACAUGUGGGGCUUCUUCGGCUACAUCCCGGGAAUUCCCAUCCUGGCCAUCAUGGUGCGCUACAACCUGCAGGCCUCGGGUCUCUUCUCCGACUCUGCCGCCUUCUUCUGGGCGGUUGUAGCGCCCUGGCUACUCACUGCCUUCUUCUACCAAGCUCAGGUGCUGGUCCAGUUCUGCAACUGGGUGGCCAUCAUCUGCCAGGGCUUCAUCAACCUCGUCGUCCCAACUCUCCUCUUCCGGGCCGCUCUCAUCACCUACCCCACCCCCGAAGAGCUCGAAUCCCGGGGCUACCUCCUCGUCUCCUCCUCCCCUCCCUCCUCCACACCCCUCUCCACCACUCCCCCUGCCUCCACACCACUCCGAAGCUCCUCCAGCGCUGAUCGGAGCCUCGUGGGGCUGAUUCAGAAUGUGAUUGCGGCACUCUCUCCCAAGCACUCACCAAGUUCGUCUGAAGGAGGAGGGGGAGUUAUGGAGAGUGAUAUGGAAGGGGCCGGUGCUUAUAAGCAGAUGCCGGAUGGUGCAGGAGGGGAGGUGGGGCGGGGGGGGGAUGUGAUUGUAGAGGGGGCUCGCGUGGUGGUGGAUUCAGAGAGUGACAGUGGGAGUGUGAGUGAAGAGGGAGGGAGCGAGACAGAACCUCUCACUGCUGCUGCUGCUGCUGCAGCUGCUGCCGCUGCUGCAACCGCAACUGCCACUCCCACCACCACCACCACCGCCGCCAACACUACCACUGCCACUGCAAAUGCUGCUGCACCAGCCGUGGCUGUAGAGGUGGAUCGGAAUAGAGGGACAGCAGGAACAACAACACAACGGCAGGCAGCUAGCCGAACAACCGGAGCAGAUCCUGUGGCUCUGAUUGGUCCAGGUCAGAAGGUGGUGCUCGAGCCACCUGUGCAAGCAGUGCCUACGUGGCUGCGUGUGGACCCCUUGGUGUUCGCCAGCGCGAUGACGUGGACGACAGGUUUAUUAGUGGCUGUCAGCAUCGCCAUCACCCUCCUCUCCCCUUAA